Nicotiana tabacum (common tobacco) is the source of this 4744-nucleotide messenger RNA. Lineage: Eukaryota; Viridiplantae; Streptophyta; Magnoliopsida; Solanales; Solanaceae. The record is from RefSeq and is a predicted model, not a curated record.
UCUCGAAAGUAACAGAUCAUCUUAGAUUUACAUAACCAGCGAAAAAUAAACGUACUUAUAAUUCUCUUUCACUGAGUGACGCCUUGUUGCUUGCUCUCUUCCUCCCCGCCCUCUCUUUGUUGCCGUUGCUUGCUUAUUCUAGGGCUUCACCACCUUUUAUUUCAUUGUUCCUCUCAAUUCCCAUGCACACAUAAAUUUUCUUUAAUUCUAGGGUUUUAUAGGGAUUAUUGGAUGGUUUGUUAGAUAAUAGUUGAAGGUUCUGAGAAUUGAGAAAACGAAAGAUGGCAUCUUCAGAUAAAGAACUGGAACAACAGCUCGUCGAAGCUGGAAACAAGCUUCUUCAGCCUCUUUCUUCGGUUGACGAUGAACUCCUUCUGUUACUCGACGUUUGAGGCUAGUCUUGGCCAAUAGAUCAUUGUCAUGGAGAAAGCGCAGAAAUUUUCUUGUGUUUUACCCUCUAAGUGAGAAGAAUUUCAUGAAAUUAGCUACCUGCCAAUUCCUCUCUUCCUCUCUAGUGGAAGCGCUCUAUAGCCUUUCCUAUCUAUGGUCGAGACAGAGGACCAAACCGUUGCUAGGGUAACACUACUAGUACCCUACCCAGCUAAAAUCCCAACCCUGACUAUCAUCACGCCUUCCCCCGCUGCUGUACUCAGCUGGUUGACCAGAUGCUCAAGAUCUAAACUACAUCCAGGUCUCCAGAAACUUAUAAGAGGACGCAAGUGAUGGUAUUUCAAGAAAAGGUUCCCCUCCUAGUAGCCUUUUGGAUUUGUUGUACUGUCAUUUCCUUUUGGCUUGAUAUAUUAUAAACUUUCGGGAAUGUCAGAAUGUGUCUCAGAGUUCCUUCUCCACACCACCCGUGACUCCUAAAUCUGAUUCAACUUCCACACCCACCUUCAAGGUUUUGGGGCUGAUGAAGUUUUCCGAUCAUUUCCCUCGUCAAGAAAAGAAGUUUUCCUAUCAUUUCAUAAUAUUCCUCCAAAAUCUACACCCAAAAAGGAGUAACUUUUUUAGUCCUCCACCCCCCUUCAAGAACUCCAUACAUUUCCACUAUCACCCCCUUCCAUAAAGCAUGCUCCUCAAUUUCGAAUCUCCAUAAUCGCCCUAAUAGGACCUUGUUUAUAACUCAGUGUUUUUCCCACCCCAAGACCACCUCAUUUUUUUGGAGACGUGACGUCUUCCCAACUGAUUAAAUGGAACUUCUUAACCCCAUGUUCUGAGUCCAUAAGUAGUUCCUUUGGAGCCUUUCAAAUUUGCUGUGACAUUAGUUGGUCCGUGAAACAAUGAUAUAAAGUACGUGCGAAUGCUCAAUAAAGUGCUUGCAGUUAAUACUUCCUUCACCCUUUCGACAUACACCUCAUUUGUCCUCCUGCAUUUUCUCAACUCUCUCAAUCACCAGGUCCCAUGCAGCUUGAUCCUUAUUAACGCCCAAAGGUAAGCCGAGAUAAGUUGUUGGAAAAGGUCCAACCUUGCAACUAAGCAGUGGUGCUAGAUUCUCAAUAUUGUUACUUCACCCGCUGGUCACUUGGGAUGAUCUCGUACUUCUUGAGCUUGAUUUUACGGCUUGACAAUGACUGAGUCAGUCGAGUGGAGUCUUGCCUGUCUAGAGUGGAGCAAUCACCAGCCAUAUCCAUGCAUGAUGCACUUUCUCCGUUAAUUAAGUCAUUAGUAGCAGAUGAACUCCUAAGGCAUUCGGAUGUUGAUGUGAAGGUCGCUGUUGCUUCUUGUGUAUCUGAAAUAACUAGAAUAUCUGCUCCAAACGCUCCAUAUGAUGAUGACAAAAUGAAGGAUGUCUUUCAAUUAAUUGUUUCAUCCUUUGAGAAUUUUCAUGACGAGUGCAGCAGAUCAUAUAGUAAAAGGGCCUUGGUCCUUGAGACUGUGGCCAAGGUCAGGUCAUGUGUGAUCAUGCUUGAUCUAGAAUGCGAUAAGCUCAUAACAGAGAUGUUUCAGCAUUUCCUUAAAGAGAUAAGAGAUUUUCAUUCGGAGGAUAUAUUCACAUAUAUGGCGACGAUAAUGACUGUUGUGUUGGAAGAAAGUGAAGAAGUAACUAUGGAACUGCUUACCCCACUGCUGGCUACUGUAAAAAAGCACAGCAAGGAGGUGACGCCCAUUGCUAAGAAGUUGGUGAAGACAGUAUUUGCAAAUUGUGCACCCAAGCUCAAACCUUACCUGGCACAAGCAGUUGAAUCAUUAGACCUUUCUUUGGAUGAGUACAGCAAAUCCCUGACCUCUGUGUUGGAAGGGACUCAUAUAGCUGUUGAGCUUGGCAAUGACAGUUCCUUAAGAGACCAAUUGGCUGCUGGGAGCAAAGUGGCUAGAAUAUCUUUGGACGAGGCAGGCCAGAUGGCUGAGAGUGUCAGAGAAGAGUCAUGCUCUGAUGACGUUGACCAUGCUGUUAAUAAAUCUUCAAAGUCCAUCACAAGUAAUGGUGUUAGUGAAAGAAACGGGGAAUCUGCUGCUCAAACAGAUUCUUUGAUUAAGGUCGGGAAUCAUGAUACUGGGGAUCUGCAAGAUGCUGCUGCUAAGAUGACAUCGAAGUCUGAUUCUGAUGAUUCAAUGGUUGAGAAGUCAAUGAAAUCAGAGUCUAGGUCAGCACAAGCUGCUAAGGAAAGUGCAAAGAAGGCAAACUCUUUAAUAAACUCAGCUGAAUCUUCUUUUCAAGCUCCUGACGACAAUGAAAAAGAAGCCGAUGGGCUUCCAGAAUGCAGGAAAAAUCAAAAUAGCGAUUCUGAAAGUUCCACUUCUGAUGACCCAGCUUGUGAGGGAUUCAACUCUUUGGAGAAGAAAAUAGAAGCUAACCUUCAGCAUUCUACGCCAAAAGAAUCUGAGGGAGACGCUAUAAAUGUAGCUCCGACAUCUCCAAGUCGGAGCCUUGCUGACGAGUGUGUCGGAAAAAAGGCUGGUCGUGGUCGGCCAAAGAAGAAAAAAAGCUCGAAUAAAAAACAGAGUGUGUCUAAGGAGGUAUCUGAAGGUACAAAAAACUUAGAAGCAAAGCAGGUCAGUCGCCCUUCCAAGGAAGCCCCUUUAGAGCCUUCUCACGAGGAAAAAGAAGAUGGCUCCUCCAGUGACGCGGAGGCAAUAACGCCGAAGCAGUUGGGUAAGAAGAAUGAACCGAGGGUUAAGAGUCAGAGCCAGGAUGGCCCCUCUACGAAAAAGGACGAUGGCAAAAAGCGUGCUCCUGCAAAAGCUAGGCUGGUAGAGAGCACACCUUCACCGGAUUCUCCUGAUAAGCCUGCUAAAGAUGAAGGUAACCAAGAGGAAAUCACAAAGAGUGCAAAGAGAAAACAGUCGUCUGGUAAGGACAGGGCAACAGAGGAUGUGCAAUAUGAUGAAAGCCUGGUUGGUUUAAAAGUUAAAGUUUGGUGGCCACAUGAUCGAUCAUUCUAUGAAGGUGUUAUUAGUGCCUUUGAUUCUGGCAAAAGAAAGCACACUGUUUCAUAUGAUGAUGGAGAAAUAGAAGUAUUAAAUCUCAGAAAGGAACGGUGGGAAUUCAUUCAAGGAGAUGAAGUGUCUGAAGAGGAUCAAAUCGCACGUCCAGAUGUGUCAUCAGUAGUGCAAAAGAAAAAAGGUAGAACAAUUGCUGAAUCAUCAGCGAAGCAUGCCAAAGUGGAGGCUUCACCUAAUAGUAAUCUCAAAGGCAAGUCCACAAAAUCUGGACUUAAAUCCAGGAGUGAAGGUAAAUCUGAUGGGAGAAAUGAGGAUGAUGAGCCUGGCAGUAAAUCGAAGGCCCAACCUCGAAAGAGCACUGGUAAAUCUGUUGACGACGCUGAAAAGGUAUCUGGCAAAUCUAAUAUUGGUAGUAGUACACCUAAAUCCAAGUCUGAGCAAGAAUCCUCAUCAAAGACUGCCACCAAGUCCAAAGGUAAAACUCCUCAAAGUGGCAGCAAGCCUAAUGCCAAUGGCACGGGCAAGGCAAAGUCAAGUUCCUCAAAGGUGAAAGAAACAUCGGACCGAAAAGAAAAGUUAACUGAUCCAGUGAAAACACCUGAAAGCACAAAGGAUAAAUUAUCUGUUGCAUCAAAGGAACAAGUAAGUGAGACAAAAAGUGGAAAAAAGCGAGGCAGAGGGAAACGGUGAAUAUAUGUGAUGCGUCUUUAGGGGAGCUAUUCGGUCUUGCCGUAUGGUUGGUCUUGGGGGACUUGUUGCACAGCUCAUUGAAGGGAGAGUAUGCAUGCCUUUCAUGUUAAUUGUUCUGUGAUGACAGUUCAGGAUCAUGGCUUUGCAAAUAUUGUAGUAGCUUUGUAAUUCUUUUGGUCUGUGAGUAUCCCGAGGGUAGUUUUUCUCUCAAUUUCACUGUAGUAGUAGAUUGAAGUUACAUUAUUAGUUUCUCGUUUCUGGUUAGCAGUUUAGCUUCGGUCGUCGUGGCCUAGAUCACUAAGGUAUCAUAAGCGUUACUGUAUUUAUGGGAUGCAGUUUGAAGUUGCAACAGGUGAAGUUUCUAGUUAGCUAUGUUGACGUCUUUUGGAGCUAGUUAGCUAUGUUGACGUAUCUCGGAGCUAGACAAAAUGAGCCAAGUGACGAGCUUUUCCCUUCUAUUCUAGAGGGUAGAAUAUUAUUGUGGGAGUUUGGUUUCUUCUUCAACGAUAUGGUAAUGGUUUUGACCAACUUUGACAAUACCAUUUGAUGAGCCAUAGGUAAGCAAAAAGCUCAAGCUAACUAUAUGGACUAUAAAAAUGCAACUACGUCUAGUCACAAGAGCAGAGUUAGUUUAAAGGGGUUCGAUAUAAUUUUUUUGUCAAAAGAUUAA